GCGGAGGAGGAAAAGGCAGAGAGAGAGAGCCCAGCCCUUCUUGAAUACACGGCAACAACACGCUGACAAGGGAAGCACAUACAUACACUGACCGAGACCUGCUGCCGUUAUUUUUUAUUUUUGUUGGGUGCAAAAGGGGGUGGGGAGACGCCUUUCGACGCUGCGGAUAAUAUGAACUGAACAGAAGAGGCAGGGAUCCUGCUCCUAUAUCCCGAAUAUUCACUGUCAAGGUGGAAACCAGACCACCUCUACCACCCCCUCCACCUCCCUUCCCAUAAACCCAUAAACCGUCCUUUCUCCCUUUACCCUGAUAGAGCUACACCGCCCCCCCCAAAAAGCCCCCCUUCCCUGCUGGACUGCUCCACCCCUCCGGUGACCGAGAUGCACACGGAGACCCGUAAUAAGAAAUGCCAGUCAACCCCUAAGCAGAGGAGGAGCGGCACCCACAAGAAACAGAGGAUCCCGGCUGCCAAGCAGAGCGCCCUGACGCAGAGGCCGCCCUCGCCCUCGCUGCCGGCCUCACUGCCGUCUGCAGCCCAGGAGGAAGAGGAGAAGGAGGAGGACAAGGAGCCCACGGCCAGGCCUCAGGCGGGGGAGGAGGAAAGCGGAAACAAGGCAGAAGGAGGAGGAGAAGAAGAAAAAGAGGAGGAGGUGGGGACAGACAUGCCUUCAGUCCAGAUCAAACCAGAGCCAGAGGAGAUGGAGUGCACGCAGGCCAACAUUGGUGACGAGCGCUCCUACCAGACAAACACCAAAGUAAAGACGGAGUUGCCGACCUUCAAGGCCGAGGCAUCCUCGCCACAGCCCUGCACAGCCGAGGACCAGACUGAGCCCGUGGACUUGUCUCUCAACAAACCGCGCUCCUCUUCGCUGCCCACCCCCACGACCAACACUGCUGUCAACCCGGCGCCAGGAAGCGCUGUGACACAGCCUAGCCUGUCUGCAACGCCGGUCCCAUCGGCAGUACAGUCCAUAGGCUCCAUGGUUCUGUCCCCAGGAUCCAUUUUGGCCACGCAAGGCGCCGGCGGACAGCAGAUCCUUCACGUCAUCCACACCAUCCCCUCAGUGAGCAUGCCCAGUAAAGUUGGCCAGUUGCAGACCAUCCCCGUGGUGGUGCAGUCCCUACCGGUGGUUUACACAGCCAUGCCCACGGAUGGUGUGGCGACCGCCGCCAUCACCGUGCCCCUCAUAGGUAGUGACGGACGGUCAGAAGGGACAGGUAAGAAUGUUCGUAUUAAGCCAGGUUCAACAUCCCCGGUGGAAUAUCAAAGCGAGAGCGACGCAGAGAGUGGUACUGAGUCUGGAUCAGCCUCCUUAAGCGCCCAGAGCCUGGACACAGGGUCAGUUAUGGACUUGGAACCCGUUGAUUCAGACUCUCCAGACAUAAAACGGAGGCGGAUCCACAUGUGUGACUAUGCAGGCUGUAAAAAAGUUUACACCAAGAGUUCCCACCUCAAAGCUCAUCGGAGGAUACACACAGGCGAGAAGCCCUACCACUGCACCUGGGAGGGCUGCACCUGGCGCUUCGCCCGCUCCGACGAGCUGACCCGGCACUUCCGCAAGCACACAGGGAUCAAACCUUUCCGCUGCACUGAGUGCGACCGCUCCUUCUCACGCUCUGACCAUCUGUCUCUGCACCGCCGCCGCCACGUCAUGAUGUGAACUUUCACCUUCUAUACCCGAUUCACCUGGCUCCUGAUUCCUUACAAAAUUAAAUAUUGUGAUGUCACAAAAAAAGACCUUCACAGCGCAUCCUGCACCGGAGACCCUGCCUCCUUAAGCUUCUUGGAAUUCACAACAUCUUCAUCGGGAAACUUUGCAGAAAUCCAAAGUGCAUCGCUGUUAGCGGAGGUUAAGUGCAGAAUAAUGUUCCAUCUGUCCGUCCUUCCAUCCAUCCAUCUCAUUUACGUCGGGGUCUCGCCUCAGUAGCUCAUUCUUUUCCCAAUAUUCCAUUGCGGAAUUUGGAAAUUCCACUUUUAAUCAAAAUCUUUUUUCUUCCACGUUUGUUUGCAACUUUUACAGCAAGGAUGUCCCAAUCCUCAGCUGAGGUGAUUUGGUGUUACCAUAUUUUUAACAUUGAAAAAAAUCUACGUCUCCUUCUUUUUUGGUGCAAGGCUGUACAAGACUGUGAACUUUUGUAUUAAUUAUUAACAGUCUUUUGCAUCUUCUUCUCCCGCACAUACAACUUUCUUCUUCUUCUUUCAUGAAAAAAACAACAGUAUUUUAUGUGUUAUAUUGUUGCCUUCAGUUUUGUCGUUUUUUGGCGCUUUUGUUGUCGUUUUUCAUUUCUGAUCGUUGGUUGUCUUUUAAAGGCUGUGAAAGAAAGAGACAACAGGUUACUCAGAUUCUAUCACAGGGAAUACGGGAGUUUUUCCGAGUGUGUGUUUUUUGUUUUUGGGUGCGCAUGUUUUAGAUAAACACACAAAUCAUAAUUUACCUUAUUUACAAAUUUGUGUUCCGGCCACUUUGACGUCUUUUGCUUGUUGAGCCUUAAUUACAGAAGUCAAUCUUAAAAAUAAAAAUGAAAAAAGGGCGAAACUUAGAACCACUGACAGCGGAUGUUGAGUUCGUCGGAGAACCCGGUCUUUGCAAUGUAAGCAUUGUGAUGCAAAAGGCUUGCAUCCUUUCUAAAUGUUCUAGAAACUAGUUGAUGUACAGCAUCAACAGUUAUUGCAAAGAUGUAAACGUCGACUCUUCCAUGGUGUGGAUAGCUGGGGUCGCUGCUCCCUCACUGUUGCCUCUGUGGUUCAUAUUGGUACUACAAGCAUGUCACACCUUUAAACAAGUCCAGACCUUUCAAACAGAGAUCCUGCAAAAUUGCCACAUCAGUCGUAACAGCAGUGGUAACAACAAGGCGGAAAAAAGCUUACUUGUAUGCCAAUUUGGUCACAAGAGUCAAACGCUAACAUCUUUAGCUGAAAUAAAAAGAUACUGUACAAUUUUCUUUCUUGAUACCCCUUUAAAUUUGUUUGUUGCUAACGUAACUAAAUAAAAGUAAAUUCUCAUUUAGCUAACCAAGUAUUUAGCGGGUGAGCUAGCACAACUCCACUGCUCACAAAAGCUGAAUCCAGCUAUAGUUUUAGUACCAACAUUUACUCUUUAUGUUUUGCCAUUUGAAGAGCAACAGAUCACAUUGGACCGUUGUCGGUGGUUCUAGGAGACACCAGGCGCUGUGUCGGGCUGCCAGGGUGUAAACCAAAGGGGAGACUAAGAUCUCUCCUCGCUAGUAUUUCUACUAAGGAGGGGUCCAUUUUCUUUCAUUGUUCCUGCGUUAAUGCCUUAAAAAGCUAAAGCUAGCUAUGAAGUUUAGGCAAAGCAGCGUUCACCUCUCAAACAGUCCACUUGAUUAUGCAUCGGAACCGCACAAGUAGCAGUGCCGAUAGUUAUGCAGCUCAUGUGCAGUCGUACGGUACCAUUAAAAGGAGGUCGGGAUGUUUCUAAUGCUGCAUUCAAGAAAACUGAGCAGUCGGAUUUAACCCGCUUGGAGCUUAUGAGUUUAACAUAAAGUAUUACAUGAAGUACCCUUUUCUGACAUUUUACCAAAUAACUUCACCCAAAGUGGAUAUAACAUAUUGUCACCCUAAUUUAGAAGCAGAACAGAUUCAAGAUUAGAACCAUUAAAUAUUGAUCAAUAUUGUUCAUAUUAUUAAUUGACAUUAUAACGGUAAACCAUGCAUGCCGUCAAUGUCGUGGGACAUCAGAUUUAAAUGAUAUCUGGUAAACGUCGUCUAUUAUCAUGUCAUCUAAUUUUGUCAAUGUUCACAGAACUGGAUGGGUCACUGUUUUGGCUGUCUCUUUACACUUUUCUUACCAAAUAAUUCACUCAAAUAUAUAGCGACAUGCUAAUUUUGAAGCAGAACAGUUGAUAUAAACGUUGAUAACGUAAACGUUGAUAUCGACGAUAAACUGUUUUGAUGUUUUUAACAAAAAAAAUAAUCAUUUCUGGGCAUUUUCUCGUCAUUUAGAUGGAAAACAAUGUCAAUUAACAUGUCGUGGAUCAUUUGUGAUACGUUGACUUUUUGGCAGUAUAGCAACACAUCUUCACGCUCAGUUCAAAGCAGAUAUAAAUAUCGAUAUCAAACACGGUUAGCGUCACUAUUUUCCGAGAGAUUCCGACAUCCUUACAGUAAAGUUUGUUUUUUUCUUGUCUUGCGUCAUACAAGUUUAGAUUUCGGGGGCGGCAUGGCUCAAGUGGAGAGCGGUCAUCUCCCAACUUGAAGGUUGCGGGUUCGAUCCUCCAUCCUCCUCUGACCGUGUCAAAGUGUCCUUGGGCAAGAUACUGAACCCCCAGUUGCUCCUGAUGCUGCGUCAUCAGUAGGUAAAUGUGCCAGCAGUGUCAAAGCGCUUUGAGUGCCUUGGAGGUGGAAAAGCGCUACAAGGGAAACCAUUUACCAUUUCCACGUUUUCUUGGAUGCAGCAUCAGACUGCGUUUUUGAUUACCAAAUGAAACGUCCAGGAGGAUGCUCAUGAUUUAAAUCGAUUUACAAUCAAGACAAACUAGCUUUUACUACUUGUGACAUUUGUCUUAAUGAUACAUAACAAAGGCAAAAUAUGCUUUAAGCUGCGUUUACCACCAUUCUCACCGAUUUGUUGCAAAAAAAAAACACUGUACGCCUCUUAGCCACACCCGAAGCUGUCAAAUCUUGUUUUUAGGGUUUUUUGUAGCUUUUUUGUGGCUACUUUCUGUUAAGCAUCCCUUUUUGGCUUCAACUAACGACGACAAAAACAAAAAAAAGCACAUCUUUCUAGAAGAGUAUAUGCAUUUGAUGGCAAAGUGUCUUUUGUAAACUGCUGAUAAAGACAUGAAAGGACGAUGAUAAUAAAUAAUGAAGAGAUAGGAAAAAAGACAUCCAUGUACAUAAAUGUAUAUAAUCAAAAUGUGCAAAAAGAGUAAAUGUAAUGGGUGAAGUUCUAUUUUUAACACUGACUAUAUAAUGUGAACAACAUUCUCCCCCCCUCCUUCCUCCUCUUCUUUGUUGGUUUCAUCAUGUCUUCUUUUUACAGAAUUAGAUUUUGUAGUUUCUUACAAAUAAUAAUAAUAAUGGUCCCACUUGUGUUGUGCAUACUUGUGUUGCAUGGAGAGUAGCCCUCGUUUUUUACAUAGUAAACUUGGUGAGCAUGUGUCUGUGCAAGACAUCCGAGUUGCCCUCAACGACAUGAAGAUGAAAGAAAAACGUUACAAUUGUUUGAUAUUCUGCACAAAACCUUUAAAAUAUCACUUUAAAAAAAUGUCAUGUUAGCCUCAGGCUAGCUUAGCAAUCAAGCAGUUUUUAAAAAUUAUAUUUGUAGCGUCAACUUCAACUUCUUCUUUUUAGCGAAAGACAAUUUAAACUAAAAACAAUGGCUAGCAACUGUGACUAUUGCAUUGCCAAGGGUUCGCUAUACAAUAUACUGUAGCUGAUAAUACGGAAAACUGUUGUGAUGCUAACGUUUUAACGCAGCCUUUUUCACUUUUUUUCAAAUAUUUUCUCACAGAGCAUAUAGUGACAUUGUCUUUGUGUCAAGUUUCGAAGCAGGACAGAUUCUGGUAAACGUCGGUGAUGCGACGACAAAUGUAAUCCUUGUCAGUAUGCUGAAAAACGUAAUAUCUUUGCGCUAGUCUCAAAGCUAAACAGUUUGCAAUAAAUGUCAAUCUAUUAUUUCACCUUUAGCAUUGGUGUUAACCACAAGAAGUCAAAAAUCAUGAAUGCGGCGUGCUAAUAUGUUGGCACGUGGGCGUAUGAUUAAAAAUGGCAGUUGUGACCAUGUCUUGAAUGCUAGCAAAACAACUAGCGUUCAAGUGAUGUUUACGUGUGUAUGCUAGCAAAAAAGAAGCUUGUUUAGCCACAAGAGCUAGCCUGACUUUUUAAUUUAAUAUACCUUCAUCAGCAUCAAAAACACAAUCACAAUAUUCUCAUUGUAUAUUUUUUUAAGAUAAUGCCACAUGAUGGACACAUGAUGUGUUGCAUUUUUUCCCACAAGCUUGUUUACCUCUAACUUUCAGUAUGUUGAUAAACAACAACAAACGUUAUGUCUCUGUGUAUGAGUGCCUCAACCUGCCACCAAUCAAAUCUAUUUUCUAUUGAAUGCAGUAACUCACGGGCCAGUACAACCAUUAUAUUACUCAGUACAAUGCAGUUAUUAUCAUGGUUAGAAUAAUACAAUGAUUAAUAAUUUACUUUCUCAUCCUCCUCUCUUUUUCUUUUGCAUUUGUACAGAACAAAAAUGUGUAAAGCUGAGCGAGGAAAUACAAGCUUUUUGAUACUGUGACCCAUGGUGUUUAAAAGUCUAAAAUGUUUUUUUCCACUCCAUGUAUAGUUGUGAUUAUUCCUCCCGUUCCUUCUCCUGUUUUAGAAUAAAAAAUGUUUUGGGUGCAAUUUAAUUCAGUUUAUGACUGUGGU
Dunckerocampus dactyliophorus (ringed pipefish) is the source of this 6380-nucleotide messenger RNA. RefSeq names its product Kruppel-like factor 8 (gene klf8). Lineage: Eukaryota; Metazoa; Chordata; Actinopteri; Syngnathiformes; Syngnathidae. Gene Ontology annotation, biological process: regulation of transcription by RNA polymerase II. The record is from RefSeq and is a predicted model, not a curated record. Bases 382 to 1662 code for a protein of 426 amino acids. Gene Ontology annotation, molecular function: RNA polymerase II cis-regulatory region sequence-specific DNA binding; DNA-binding transcription factor activity, RNA polymerase II-specific. The transcript is spliced from 7 exons.